AUCCAACCCAGAACAAACACAAUGGCCUUCUCUUAUCAACCAACAAAGCCCCUAACAAUGUUCAAAAUCCUGCAAGAAGCUUUCAAACUCCCCACAAGGAAUUCCAACCUUUUCCUACCCCUCCUUCUCCUCUCCUUCGUCGUCUCCUCCCUCCUCUUCACCUUCAACCACCUCUCUGUGGACCCCAUCAUCGCCGAUCUCACCUCAAAAUCCAUCUCCAUCACCUCCCUUGAUCCAAAAAGUCCCUUAUAUCCCUCAAUCCAAUCUUCAAUCCUCAAAGACAUAAAAGAACUCGUCGGCAUAGAAGCCAUCAUCAUUAUAGUCUCCUUCAUCGUCUCCUCCCUCAUUUCUAUCUCUAUAAUACAAGCACUCUUCUUGACUUUAUCGAAUAAUUCAUCAAAUAUACAUGACUUGUUUCAUAGGCUUCAUGGGAGAAUAAAGGGUCCCAUAAUCACAAAACUCUAUAUCAAGCUCUUGAGCCUAGGAUGUUUGUUUUUGCUAAUGAUUGUACUUGGUGUUCUUAUAUUCAUUGGUCAUAGAUCUAUGAUUGUUAUUGCGUUGUGUAUGAUUCUAGUCAUCUUAGGCUUGAGGUUGUACUUGUACUUAAUCUUGGUUUGGUCAGUGAGCGUAGUGAUGUCAGUAGUUGAAGAUAAUUGCUAUGGACUAGAAGCUAUAUCAAAGGCUGGGGAGAUCAUAAAAGGGAGGAGAUGGCAAGGGGUUAAGCUUGUUAUGAUUGAAGUAUUUAUUCUAAGUUUGAUAUAUGCAGGUUAUAAUGCUUUGAAAACAUCUGUUUCAAAUUCUAUGGUAUCUCAAUUGAGUAUAGGGUUCGUUCUGGUAUCUGUUUCUGUGUUAACUAGCGUGUUCGAGUGGGCAAUAAGCUUGGUGUUCUACUACAAUUGUAAGAGGAGCAAGGAGGAAGAUGGUGGAUUUAUGUAUGCUACAGUGCCUCAGGAAACUAAUGAUUAUGAGGGAGCAAUUCCAUGAAUGUGGAUUUAGUUGUGUAUGGAGUUUGCAAACCCUAUAUGCCUGUUGUGUUAAUGUAAGAAAGUACCUAAUAGCAUAUAUUGUCCAAGAUAUGUAAGAAUGGAUUGAGUCUGAGGUUUCAUUUCAGCCUACAAGCUUUUGUUGGUAAAUAAAGAAAAUGAAAGUUCAUCAUGGUAAAAAAAUAAAGUUUCAGCAUUGACUUAA
Molecule: messenger RNA, 1188 nt
Organism: Asparagus officinalis (garden asparagus)
Lineage: Eukaryota; Viridiplantae; Streptophyta; Magnoliopsida; Asparagales; Asparagaceae
Exons: 1
Coding region: 22-984 (320 amino acids)
Source: RefSeq, a predicted model, not a curated record